AUCAUGUUUGGAACCUUAUAGGUAUACCCUAGGUACCUACCUAGGUGGGUGGUCCUUCACCUACCUCCUUCACCUCCAUACCUACCUUACCUACCCCCCACCUUGCCUUCAAUACCUCCAUGCCUACUACGUAUUUAAUGCAUCACGGCAUACUAACGCUACUCGUCGUGGGCGAGAUUCGAAUGUUUUGCUUUCCGCUUGCGGGAUACGUGGAUAAUUCUACCUAAGUCAUCUAUCAGUUCCAUCCUAUCCAGUCAGACACAGUCCAUCACACACUCUUAAAUAGGGACAUACCUACGUUGUCUGUUGCUUGUGGAAUUCGGCCAACCCAGGCCCCCGCGUCUGCGUCCGCAGCUUCUAGUCCUGUGAAGAUAACAGGCGUCAUUUGGUGCCACAUGCCGAUAACCCAGCAUUUCGCAUGCGAUACCACGCUACUAGAUAAACGCAUUGGAUUCGCGGGCAUCGCUUUCGACUAAUACCUACCAACUACGUCGCGCAUACCGUCCGUUGACAAAGAACGGAGCUAGAGAAGAGGGGCCGAUAUCUUAUCCCGUCAGGAUUCUUUAUUCCCGUCUCCUACUAAGAGGAUACUUCAUCAUCGGGCCUAUCCGUCUAGAAAGCAAACCUGAAGACAUCCCAGUCCUCGGGUGCCGUGAUGGAGACACCAAAGAUACCUGCUCCAAAGGACGAUGGUGAGAGGCGUGUCCUCGAGAAACUCGUUGCAAUUCGAGACCAGCUACAGUUGCGAAAAUCAGAUCGGACUACUUAUGUUCGAACACAAGAUGUCAUGGUCCUCUACGAUCAAACUAUCGAGCAAGUUAAGAUCUUGAACGAAAUUCGACGCGGGAAGCCGGUAGAAGAGAAUCAAGUUGACCGAGUAGUAGAUAGUUGCUUCCAGCUACUGUCACUAUUCUUCAUGACAAUCGGCCGGAACAAUGAAGCGCCCGCUGCUUACGCGCUGACGUCGACGAUCAGGCGGCUGCUAGACCACUUGACCGAAGCCAACCUGUUUUCUGCCCAGGACCUGGAGAGCAUGUCCCAUACACUGGAGCAUUUAUCCAAAAUCGUCCACAAUUCCACCAGCUGGAAUCCUGCCCCUUUCCUUGAAACCUUGAUCGAAAAUCGCAUAGAGCGGUGCCGAGUAUCGUUGUCUCGUCUACAGAAGAGGGUCGAGGACAUUGCCGAGCCGUUGAGACCAAUCGCGGAUAAGCUCGUAUCGAUACUCAGGCAAAUGGCUGUGAUCAACACCAAACCCAGGUUCUCUCCUUCAGAGAUACACAAGCGCGAGAAAGAAUUGAAGGAGAUUGGGGCGUCACGAAAGGGUGGGCAGUUUGUCGACGAAAACGGAAAUGUCCUGAAGGGCAGUGAGGGUGUCUCGGAGUUACUAGACAGAUGCCUAAACUACACGGCCAUCCUUCUAGAAAGGAAUGGCCAUUUCCCCGAAAAGUGGAAGUCAAUUUAUGAUGUCCUUGUCGAUAUUAGAAAUGAGCUCGACAAGCUAUCCCUCACCCAGGCGUGGUCUCUACGAGAAACCGAUUUAUACGAUUAUCAGCGACAGCUCGACAGGAUCGACGAGAGUAGGAUUGACGGGAACUGGGUGGAUGACCAAGGACAACCGGCCGAACUCUACGUUCAAAGAACGCUUCUUUACCUGAUUCGAAGGAGCUAUGGCUACAUAUAUCAGCUCAUGAUAUCCUCUGAGCCGGUUUCAGAGGCCCUCCUGCCGAUUUACAAUCAAUUACAAACCCUGAAGCGAUGUCUCGUCGAGGUAAAAAACAACGGCGGCGUGACCUCGGUGAGAGAGCUCUAUCCUUACAGCAUGAAGCUAAACUCGAUCGACAACAUGAGGGUUGACGGCAAGUUCAUGGUCGGCGAAGACAUUCCCGAAGGCCAGGGCAGCGUGACCGAACUGCUGGCCGAGUGCUUCGACUUAAACUACGAACUUCGGGUAGCUGCGGAAGAAUCUGCCGAAGCAGCCACAGAAAGCCAAACUGCGGAGUCGUAGGCCCUAUGCUAAUAUGAUGGGGGCCUACUUUUUUUUAAUAGAGUUAAAAAGCAUGUCUCGAUUCGCCGAACUGACUCAUGCGGACGAAUGUAUGGUUUAGAGUAGAUGGGGGCUUGAUUCCCGAGUCUACAGCGUCUUGUACGCAGACAGGCCACAGCGUUGUAGCGUGGCACUAACACAGCGUCAUUAUGAGCAUCAGGUUUACUCGGGUAGAUGGGAUACAGGUCGGAAGGUAGCAUUAGU
Messenger RNA from Durotheca rogersii, 2248 nucleotides. RefSeq lists its product as uncharacterized. The record is from RefSeq and is a predicted model, not a curated record. The coding region runs from base 656 to 2005 and encodes 449 amino acids. Gene Ontology annotation, cellular component: cytoplasm; nucleus. NCBI's taxonomy places the organism in Eukaryota, Fungi, Ascomycota, Sordariomycetes, Xylariales, Xylariaceae. The transcript is spliced from 5 exons.